Molecule: messenger RNA, 1749 nt
Organism: Mycosarcoma maydis (corn smut)
Lineage: Eukaryota; Fungi; Basidiomycota; Ustilaginomycetes; Ustilaginales
Exons: 1
Coding region: 1-1749 (582 amino acids)
Biological process (GO): protein polyubiquitination; protein folding; protein peptidyl-prolyl isomerization
Cellular component (GO): catalytic step 2 spliceosome
Molecular function (GO): ubiquitin-ubiquitin ligase activity; peptidyl-prolyl cis-trans isomerase activity
Source: RefSeq, a predicted model, not a curated record
AUGGGCCACGGCAAAUCGGAUCGACCCUUCCUUAGCGCCGCCGAGCACUCUGGCGUCUACGGCGCCCACUCGGCCUCGUCUGGUAAAGCUGGCGCACUGGAACAAGCCAGCUUCCAUCCUGUUUCAUAUGACUGCUGCGCCAUCUCGUUCCAACCAUGGUCUGUCCCCGUCUGCUCGCCAGACUGCGGUAUCGCAUUCGAGCUCACCAACCUCAUCCCCUUUCUGCGCAAAUUUUCUUCGGUCCACCCAGUCACGGGUAAACGGUUUGAUUUGGACAAUGUUGUUCGCUUGAACCUGCACAAGAAUCAACAUGGCAGGUUCCACGAUCCUGUCUCGUUCAAGGAAUUCGGUCAGCACUCACAUCUCGUUGCUAUUCGGCAGAGUGGCAACGUGUUUCUAUGGGACACUGUACAGAGGCUCAAUCUCAAGCCAAAGUACAUGAAGGACUUGGUCACAGAUCAAGCUUUUACAAAAAGCGACAUCAUCACGGUGCAGGAUCCGGAGCAUCCAGAGCACCGCAAUCCGAGUGAGAUGCAUCAUGUCAAGAAUGCAUUAAAGCUGACGCAGGCGGACAAGGGCAUCGAUAGCUCGCAACAGAUCAACAUGGGUGCAAUCGGAAGCACACACAAGCUGCUCAGUACGCUUCGAGAAACCACACAACCCGAUAUGCACACCGCAUCGGCAUCAUCCUCGACGUCCGCAUCCAAGCACACCACCACUGCCUACUCGCGCAACAAAGCUUCCGGCAGCUCGACCGGUAUGACGGCGGCCAGUUUCACCUCGUCGUCGCUCACCCCGCGCACCGCGAUCGAACGCGUUAUCCUAGACGACGAAGAAGUCAUGUUCUCACAUAUCAAAUCGCGCCCCUCUUCCAAGGCCUACGUCCGCCUCUCGACCAACUUUGGAGCGCUGAAUCUCGAACUUCACUGCGGCAAAGCGCCCAAAACAUGCUUCAACUUUCUCCAGCUUUGCAAACACGGCAAAUACGACGACACGCUAUUCCAUCGCAACAUUCCCGGCUUCAUGAUCCAAGGUGGUGAUCCCACAGGAACCGGUCGUGGCGGAUCCAGCAUUUGGAAUUCCAACUUCAGAGACGAAUUCAACGAGCCGGGCGCUUUCAAACACGACACGCGCGGAGUACUGAGCAUGGCAAACAAGGGGAAGGAUACGAAUGCCAGUCAAUUUUUCAUCACGUAUAGAGGCGUACCGCAUCUGGAUGGCAAGCAUACCGUCUUUGGUCGACUCGUGGACGGCGACAAGGAUGCGACGUUGACAAAGAUGGAGCAGGUUCCAAGUGAACAAGGUACAGAUCGUCCGUUGAAAAAGAUACAAAUACAGGACGUGUUGGUUACCGAGGAUCCGUUUGAACAGUAUCAGUUGAGACAGAAGCAGAGUGCGAAAGCCAACGAUCCCACCGAUCCCGAGUACCAGAGGAGGAUGGAAAAAAGAAAGCGGAGGCAAAACGAUAGGACCACUUGGCUGGGCACCGAAUUGCCAACCAACCAUCCAGAGGCUCAACAAAAACAAAGCGAAACCAAGAUCGACAAUCUACUGGUCGGGUCUUGGAGCGUCGGAAAGUAUCUCAAUUCGACGGGUCGACCGAGGACAAAGACGAUACAAGCGCAUCCGGCUCGCAAAGAGCAUGACGAGAGCGCGGCCAAGAAGACAAAGACCAACACCAACGCCAUCGCCAUCGCCAACGCCAACGCCAACGCCAACGCCGGAUUUGGCGAUUUCUCUGCAUGGUAA